Messenger RNA from Megalops cyprinoides (Indo-Pacific tarpon), 4039 nucleotides. It is a transcript of the gene ube2o, whose product is annotated as ubiquitin-conjugating enzyme E2O. Lineage: Eukaryota; Metazoa; Chordata; Actinopteri; Elopiformes; Megalopidae. The record is from RefSeq and is a predicted model, not a curated record. Bases 100 to 4032 code for a protein of 1310 amino acids. The transcript has 19 exons.
GACGUAAACACGUGCGGGUGCCUGGUUACAGGUUUCUCUUUCUAUUUUUUCUUCUCCAUCCCUCUCCCUCUUUCUCAUCAUUCCCUGACAACAGCAGCGAUGGCGGAACCCGUAGCAUCGGGAGCAACGGCAACAGACGCAGCAUCCUCAUCUCCCACCCCAGCCCUUUCUCCGGCAAUCAGUCCCGGUUCUGAGCCACCUUCCAUGGCGCUCUCUCCCUCCGCAGGCGGCUCACAACGACUGCUCUUCUCCCACGACCUGGUGUCCGGUCGGUAUCGGGGGUCGGUCCGGUUCGGCCUUGUCAGAAUGAUCCACGGCGAGGAUGAUUUUGAUUCCGAUUCGGACAUCGAUGGUGAUGGUGGAGGUGGCGGUGGCGGGGGAGGUGGUGGUGUCGCCGGCAGUUCUGACACCGAGAGCGGGGCGGCGGACGCACGGGCUCGGCCUCUGGGCAGGGGCUUCGUUCGGGUGCAGUGGUACCCUGAAGGAGGAAAGCAAGACAUUCGGGAAACGAAGCUGAAACUUGAAGAUCGGUCUAUCGUGCCCAGAGAUAUUGUACGCCGCAUGAAUGCAAAUGACAGCCAGUGUGGCACAGUGAUAGACAUCAACAUUGAGUGUGCUGUGAAGCUGGUGGGAACCAACUGUGUCCUGUACCCUGUUAACAGUAGAGACCUGCAGCACAUCUGGUCUUUUAUGUAUGGAGAUUAUAUUGCCUAUGACUUCUGGCUGGGGAAAGUAUACGACUUGACCAAUCACAUCAUACUGAAGCUGUCCAAUGGAGCCAGGUGUUCCAUGAGUGUGGAGGACGGAGCAAAGCUGUAUGAUGUGUGCCCCCAUGUCAGUGACUCGGGCCUGUUCUUUGAUGAGGCCUAUGGUUUCUACCCUGGCCAGGUGUUGAUCGGACCCUCCAAGGUCUUCUCCAACGUGCAGUGGCUGUCGGGGGUCAAGCCAGUGCUCAGCAAGAAGAGCAAAUUUAGGGUGGUGGUGGAAGAGGUCCAGGUCGUGGAGCUGAAGGUGACAUGGAUCACAAAGAGCUACUCCCCCAGGGGUACAGACAGCGUCUACCCGCCCCCCUCGACCAUCACACAAGAGAACCUCUGCAGAGUGAAGCGCCUGGGCUAUUACGACCACACUCAGAGGCAGCUGGGAGAACGAGCCCUGUACGUCUUCCCCGCCAAAGGAGAUGCCACCCGGAUCACCUGCGAGGGACCCGAGGGAGCCCCCGUCCUCCCUGAAGACCCCGUCGCCAGGAAGUUGAAAAGAAUGUUUAAGAAGGAUGCAGGGAAGAAGGCAGCAGACCACUCGGAUGGACAGGUCUCCAGCCAGCAGCCGGAAGAGAAGGGAGAGAGUCCGGAGGGUGAGAAGACAUCGGAGCAGCAGCAGCGGGGGGGAGCGGAGGACCGGGAAAAGGUGGAGACGAGCUGUCCCAACAACGGGCCGGUGGAGUCUGCGGGGCAGCCCAAAGAGGGCGCCCUGGAGACGUGGGCGGAGUCUGGGGAGCAGGACGCUGACGACGAGGCCGCCGACGACACGGACGACACCAGCUCCAUGACGUCGUCGGCCAGCUCUACCGCCUCCUCACAAAGCGGCGGGGUGGGGUCCAACCGCAAGAAGAGCAUCCCGCUCUCCAUCCGCAACCUCAAGCGGAAGCACAAGAAGAAGAGGACCAAAUUCUCCCGCGAGUUCAAACCGGGGGACAGGGUGGCCGUGGAGGUGGUGUCGACGAAGACCUCGGCGGACGUCAUGUGGAAGGAUGGCAAAAUCGAGACGGGCAUCCGCUCAAACGACCUCAUUCCCAUCCAGCACCUGGACAACUACGAGUUCUGUCCCGGGGAUUUCGUGGUGGAUAAACGCCCUCAAGCUCCACAGGACCCUGGUGUGUAUGGCGUGAUCCAGUCCGGGGAUCACAAGGGCAGGACCUGCGCUGUGAAGUGGGUCAAGCUGAAUGCCACCAGCGAUGACGUGGAGGUUAUCGGCGAGGAGGAGGACGUUAGCGUCUACGAUAUCGCCGACCACCCCGACUUCCACUUCCGCACCACCGACAUCGUCAUCAGAAUAUGGAACUCUGAGAACGGACAGGCGGCGGACUGUGAAAACGAGGUAACGACGUCCGUGGGCCAGGUGUCUCGGGUGGAUGUCAGCAGCAAGGUGGAGGUGGUGUGGGCGGACAACUCCAUGACCAUCGUGCUGCCUCAGCACCUGUAUAACGUGGAGUCGGAGAUCGAGGAGACGGACUACGACUCGGUGGAGGGGAGCAGCAGCGGGGCCUCGUCCGAGGAAUGGGAGGACGAGAGCGACAGCUGGGAGACGGACAACGGGCUGAUGGAGGACGAGCACCCGGGCGAGACGGCGCCCGCCCCCACGCCCACGGGCCCCGCGGGCACCACCCCCGCCGAGGAGGGCAAGCCCGCUGCCGUGCACCCCGCCACGGUGGAGGAGCUGGAGGGCGCCAUCGCCACGGCCACGCUGGUGGGGGCCAGCGGCGGGGCGGCGGCCGAGGAGAAGCCGGGCAAGGAGGGCGCCCCGCGCGGGUUCAGGGAGCUCAAGGAGGCCCUGAAGAUCCUGGAGAGCCUGAAGAACAUGACGGUGGAGCAGCUGUGGACCGGCUCGCCCACCUCGCCCACCGUGGAGCCCGAGAAGCCCACCAAGGAGAAGAGGUUCCUGGACGACAUCAAGAAGCUGCAGGAGAACCUGAAGAAGACGCUGGACAACGUGGCCAUCGUGGAGGAGGAGCGCAUGGAGGCCGUCGGGGAGGCGGACAAGGAGGAGAAGCAGCAGGAGCCCCAGACGCCCGUGCGCUCCGAGUGGCCCAGUGACACGCCCGUCCUCUGCCAGCAGAGCGGGGGCAAGCCGGGCGUCACCUUCACCAGCGCGAAGGGAGAGGUGUUCUCUGUGCUGGAGUGGGCACCAGACAGCCACGCCUUCAAGAAAAUGGAGUUCCAGCCAGCGGAAGCCAAGAAGUUCUUCAGCACCGUGAGGAAGGAGAUGGCCCUGCUGGCUACCUCCCUGCCUGACGGCAUCAUGGUCAAGACCUUCGAGGAUCGCAUGGACCUGUUCUCCGCACUGAUCAAAGGCCCGACGCGCACACCCUACGAGGACGGCCUGUUCCUCUUCGACAUUCAGCUGCCAAACAUCUACCCGGCUGUGCCCCCCCUCUUCCGCUACCUGUCCCAGUGCAGCGGGCGCCUCAACCCUAAUCUCUACGACAACGGCAAGGUGUGCGUCAGUCUGCUGGGCACCUGGAUCGGCAAGGGCACUGAGAGAUGGACCAGCAAGUCCAGCCUGCUGCAGGUUCUUAUCUCCAUCCAAGGGCUAAUCUUGGUGAACGAGCCGUACUAUAACGAGGCGGGCUUCGACAGCGACCGAGGCCUACAGGAGGGCUACGAGAACAGCCGCUGCUACAACGAGAUGGCCCUGAUCAAGAUGGUGCAGUCCAUGACGCAGCUGCUGCAGCAGCCCGUGGAGGUCUUCCAGCAGGAGAUCCGGGAGCACUUCGCCUGCAGCGGCUGGCGGCUGGUGCACCGGCUGGAGUCCUGGCUGGAGCUCAACGAGGCGGCGGAGCGCGGGGCCGGGCCCCACAGGGAGGGCCGGACGCCCGAGAGCCAGCUCUCCGCCGAGGCCCUGGAGGAGGGCGUCCAGGCGGGAGCCCAGAGCAGCCCCAGCCGGCUGGACCUGAGGGAGGAGGAGCUGGAGGACUCGGGCCUGAGUCCCUCCACCACCCUGCCGCAGGAGCUCAGCCAGCACUCGGACUGCGACGGGCCCGCACCGGGAGGAGGCGAGGCGGGGGCGGUGGGCGGCGGCGAUCAGGUCGGGAAGACCCUCCCGGACUCUGCCGGCGGCCAGCCCGUGGUCAGACCAAAGAAGAGGAGAAAGAGCUACCGCAGCUUCCUGCCGGAGCGCAGCGGCUACCCCGACAUCGGCUUCCCCCUCUUCCCCCUCUCCAAAGGCUUUGUGAAGAGCGUGCGUGGGGUCCUGCAGCACUACCGGGCCGCGCUGGUGGCCGCGGGCCUGCCCGAGCGCAGAGAGGACAAAUGAGCGCCCC